AGGCCCAUCCACGUCAUCCGCCGGCUAAGAAAGUCGAGCAAGAAGACGGCGCCACGUGUCCAUGUUCUGCGUUUCAUUAAGUCUCCGCGUGAUGGGCUUCAAUCGUUUGACGUUAUUAGGCUUUUCGACUUCGUCAGUUUUCCAGCCCGACGAGCCUUCCUCUCUAAUCUCCUCCUUUACGCCGUCUCAUCUUCAGGAUUCAUCCUCUCUCUACGAUCUAUCGCGACGUCUGAUCUUCAUCUUCAUCACCUAAGCGGUUCCUGUUAUGGAUUCUUCGUAUUGAAUCCCUUAUUAAUUCAAUCAACACCGAUAUAGUCUUGAAUGUAUGUUCUUCAGCUAGGCGGUUUAUCAGGGAAUAUAAAAAGGAUCCUUGAUAGUCUCCGUUUUACUUCUUCGCCUUCACCAUCAAUCAUCGCAGCUCCUCUGGCCGAUUGAGAAACUCGAGUUGGUGUUAUAGAUGAGCAUUUGGGGUUUCUUCAGUUGGUUCAAAGUAUAUGGCUGCUUCAAUCUCAACAAGACUCAUUCUCACUGUUGGAUCCUAGGCAGUAUUAGUACGCAGCAGCGCAAAUGCAUCUGGAAAUUGUUUAACCUCACUUCCAUGUAAUCUCAAGGUUGAUGGUAGGAGGUGAAAAAUCUUGAUUUCUGUUUCUUUGCAUUUUUCUGAUAAUCAUUCUGAAUCUCGAUAUAGAUAUAUAGAGACUUGAAAUUCUUACGAGAUAUUUUAGAAGUGAUCAUAACACACCAGGUAACUGAAAAGCUAUUUAUUCAUCGCUUUAUCAUACUUCUUGACUCAUGUUCAUAGUGUUAUACUUCGGCUUGAUCUGCAAAGAAGUAGCAAAGGUCGUUCCUGCUCAGACCCUGGCUGCUACAAACUUGGCUGAUCAAGGACUGACGGAGACCAUGCAGAAGCUUCUCAUUGUAAUGCAAAGACUAGAUGACAAGAUUGGUCUAAUGCUUGAAUCAGACGGCGAGUUCUUCAACAAAAGGUGGGGCUUCUUUUCACGUGCUGGUUUGUGGGACAAAAGAUACUUGAUGAGACAAAUCGAAAAGUAUGCUGACAUAUACACAUCAAGAGUAUCCAACUUCCUCAACUACACACCCUUCAUGUAUUUCCACUCGCAGGAGCAGGUCGAAAAGCUUGGGAAAGUUCCAUUGAUAAACUGUGCUAAAACCAGCAUGUCCACCAAACUGAUAUCUGGUGACAGCGACUUCUUUGCCAACUUGGUUGUGGAUGCCGUUCUAUCAGUGAAGAUGACAAAUCAGCGAGGGGAGAUAAAGUACCCUAUCAAGGGGAUCAAUAUUCUGAAAGCUCAUGGACAAAGUGCGCGAGACAGCUAUUUGUUGAAAGAAUAUGCACUCAAUACUGGCAGCGCUGCCCAAGGAUGCCAUUAAGAGUGUCUCCAGCCAAGAUUGCUUGCCUUGACUUCAAUCUUCAGAAGACAAAAAUGCAGCUGGGUGCCCAAGUUGUUGUUAACGAUCCACGAGAACUUGAAAAAAUUCGUCAAAAAGUAUUUUUUUUUACUGUUUUCCGUUAACUGCAAUUGGUUUGUUAAGCGCUGGCUCAAACUUGAUGUAAUCUUUUAUACGAAGAAGUAUGGAUAGAUGUGUAAUAGUAGAAAUUCUGAAGCUCAAAGCCUCUAUUUUUGUAUAAAUGUGUAAUAUUCAUAUUCUCUGAACUAAGUUGAAGCUGGCCUUGGUUGGUUAGCGUAAUGUUACUGCUUUGA
Molecule: messenger RNA, 1724 nt
Organism: Brassica oleracea var. oleracea
Lineage: Eukaryota; Viridiplantae; Streptophyta; Magnoliopsida; Brassicales; Brassicaceae
Product: T-complex protein 1 subunit alpha-like
Exons: 10
Coding region: 793-1392 (199 amino acids)
Molecular function (GO): 5'-nucleotidase activity; ATP binding
Source: RefSeq, a predicted model, not a curated record